AUGUUUUCAUUUCUUAAGAAGAAAAAAAUAAAAAAAUCCGAUCCUCAACAAUCACAACAACAGUCCACUCCAGUUACAAAUGAAAAUAAAGAAAAUUUAUUAACUAGAAAUAAUAAACAACAACAACAACAACAACAACGUCAUCAAGAUAAUGAAUCAGGUGGUUUUGACUACUCAUCAUCUGUUCCAUUGUCAACAUCGAUUUCAAAAAAAGCUUCAUGUUCGCCUCGAACAUCGUCACCAAUAUCGUACGAUAAGAAUCUUACAACAUUACGUCCAACUGCCGAUCAAACGUCAAAAAUUCAUGUUGAUGUUAAUCAUCCAUCAGAUAAAAUACUACACAUAUGCGAUUCAAGCGAACCAAGUCCCCGUGAUUUAACAGACAUUACGCUAUCUAGUUUACCAGCACAUAAAAGCUGUCAUGUGACAACAAUGAGUGUAUCAUCCCCAAGUCAAAUAGCUGCAAGUGAUCUCAAUCGAAUAUUAACAUCAGGUUAUAUAAAUGGUGAAGAAAAUAUGGGCUAUAUGAAAAGAGCUGGUGAUCAUAUAGCAUCGUACACGAAAUCACCACAUUUUCAUCGACCAAUGGGUUUUUCAUACAAUCGAACACAAACAUUUAGUGUACCGGGAACUAAAAAAGGCAUGAAAGCACUAGUAACUGGUCAAACUAAAAUUCGUAAAAUACAUUGUUCUGUACCACAUGCAUCUCCUCUAUCAGCACAGUCUAUAUCGUCUACGCCGAAAACUCUAAUAAAUGAUUCAACAUCUCCUUCACAGCAACAAACACCAAGCGUUGAUGAAGAACCUAUUGUUCUUUCACGUUAUUCAGGUGGUUUUAUACCUGAUCCAGCAGCACCAAAAAAAAUUGAAUCACUCGAUUGGCCAGCUCCUCUCGCUAUUCAAGCUGUACCGGAAUUAAUGAGAACUCAUCAUAGUCGUAGUGAAUCUCGUGCCGAAUCCCAUUCAAAUCGUUCUCGUCAACAUAGUCAAACAACACCUAAAAAACAUACUUUAUCGUCUACGUCACCUUCGACAUCACCUUAUCCUCAAUUAAUUUCAAUAUCUAAUGAACAGGAUCAACAACAACAACAUACAACGGAUGAUAUUACAAUAACAAGUGAAAAUUUAAAUGACAACGAUGAUGAUGAUGAUGAUACAACCGACGGUGAACUUCGUCAUGAUUCACAAUUAGAAAAAGAUAUUGGUAUGAUGUCGAAAUUAAAAGAUGCAUCCGGUAUGGCACAUGCUCUACUCGAAGAUUUACGUUUACAAGAGAAAAUCAUCGCACGACAAUUACCACUCGAUCCAUGGAAAGCUUCACGCUCACCAUCAGCAGCUAUUGAACCACCGAGACGUUGCCGUUUUGAGUCGCCUACAUUCGCAUCACCAUCACGACGUGUUCAUACACAUUCAUCAUCAACAACAAAUGCUGAUGAUAGUCUUGCUGGUCUAUCAACAUCUAUGUCGACUACACCAGCCGGUGGAAAACGUGUGACACUACCAAGAUAUAAUCAACAAAGUCCUAUUGCAUAUGAUUUUAUCGCACAGACACCAGUUCUUCGACCUGGCUAUGGCUUAACACCAUCGCCUAAAGCUCAAACAUUACCAAUUUCCCUUGAUAUGCAAAGAAGUUGUGAUUUAGAUUCAACCGAUCUAGGAAUUACAAAUUCAUAUUAUUCCCACGAUGGAUAUCAAAAUAAAUCAACUAAGACUGUUGGUGUUGGUGGUGGUGGCGGUGAUCGUCAAUAUUUGAAUUCUCAACAUGCACAUUCAACUCGUUCAGCUCCAAUAUUAAUGGGUAAUCCAAAACUUUAUACAUAUGAAGAAUUAAAAAUAAUGUCCAAGAAACGAUUACCGUCUGAUGUUGAUCGAGACCGUCUGGAGUGUCACCUCUCUGAUAAUGAAUUUUAUACACUAUUCCAAAUGACAAGAUCGGAUUUUUAUCGUUUACCGGAAUGGCGUCGUGUUGAUCUGAAAAAACGCUUUAAACUUUUUUGA
Messenger RNA from Rotaria socialis, 1998 nucleotides. The record is from the annotation of a GenBank genome assembly. NCBI's taxonomy places the organism in Eukaryota, Metazoa, Rotifera, Eurotatoria, Philodinida, Philodinidae.